CAAGCCAGGCUUUAUCCUGCUUGUCUGUCCCGCUCACUCAGACCUCGCAGGAAACUCCCCCCUGCCCUCACACUCACUCACCUUCCCUUAACGCACUUUUUACUUUCACACACAGUCCCACCGGCUGCGCUGAGUCUGACCAGAGACGAUGGCUGUGUCCAUGUGGAGAAUGAAUGGGCUCUGGAGAAGGAUGGCGGGAAUUCUGGUGCUCUGCUUUCUAUUGCUCAGCAAUGAGGUGUUAUGUCAAACUCCAGAAAUGCAUGCCACAUCUCCAUCUACAGUCUUUCCACCUUCAAGCAACAAUCCUGGGGGAGAAGACGCUCCAGCCGCCACUGCUGCCAGUAAAACAGCUCCUACUCCCGGUGCUGCUGGUGGUGAUGAUGCUCCUGAAGCUUCUACACUUGUACUUAAUGAUGACAAGGAUGGAGAUAUCUCAGGCAACUCAGAUGCUGCUGCUGCCCUCCCUGGCAGGGCCAGUGAUGUGGCUUUGGUCCCUGAGGUCCUGGUGCUUAAUGUGAAUUGUGUUGGAAAGGAGGAUAUCCCAGAAAAUAAUGCUGUCAGUGCUGUGGUGACAACAACCAACUGUGAGGAAACUAAACAAAUUAUUGAGGAGAACCCUGCUGCCUGGUGCCUCGGGGACAGCUGUGAUUUAAAUAUCGCCCAAGAUGGCAACAAAAUAUUUGUGGCCAGCAAGGAUGCGAAGUUGAGCACUUUGGCUGACGUACUCCAGAGUUCACAGUUGAAAGACAAGCUGGGUGUGACAAAGACUGAGACCCUGUCAUCACCAGGAUCCUCAGUAUUUGCUGGAAUACUGGUUUCUGGUCUGCUUGUUGCCAUUGGAAUUGUUGUAGGUUAUUGGAAAUGCCAACGCAGGUCUGUCACCAAGGAACCGAGGCUGCCAGAGGAUGCCUAUCCAGUAGAUCAGGAGAACCAGGGGAACACUCUUGUAUCUGUGGCCCCCCUCAACCCCCCACCAGAAACCCAGGAGAAACCCAGUGUAAAUGGAGAGUCCCCUGAGGCAGCCAAGACCCAGCCUCCCCCUCCCACCAAUGGCCACUCCACUGCCAAGACAGCGGACACCGAGCUGUGAAAUAGUCCUCAACGCAUUGCAGCCCACGAACUACCCCCCACCCCCACCCCUAUCCCCCACCCCCAACACAUCCAUCAAUACACAUGCCCAUGAAAACACACUGCCUUUUCUGAAUCCACUCCUGCCCAACCACACAGCAAAGUGGACAUCAGGGGCUAGAACAAACUCCUACAUCAACGCUCCUCUUGUUAUGGUCCUCCUUUGGCAAUGUGCCUCAACAAACAUCAGGAAAACUAGUUUGAUGAUGAUGAUGAUGAUGGUGGUGAUGGUGAUGAAAGAUAUUGAUGAUGAUGAAGGCUCAGUCCCUGGGUUGUUGACGGCAGUCAGGCUGAGGACGAGAGACGCGAGAUGGGCAGCUCUGGGUGGGAACAGAGUGUAUUUCGGCAUUAAUCAGCACUGGCUCCCAUGACGACUGCAACCUCUGGAGUCACAGCCAUGUGCUGUCAACACCCAGCAGGGUCUCUGCUUCUCGUCAGAUUUAAAGCUUCAAACAAAUCCUCCACUAGAAAACAGAGAACAUAAAUGAAAAUGUUCCUUGGUUUAUUGAUAAGCCAUGACAGACAAAGAGGAAGCAAAUCACACUGCCUUGAAAUCUGUUCUCAGAGAGAAAAUCCAUUGGGCUCUCACCUUGUUUGUCUGACUGAGUGAUUGAAUGUGUAGAUGUGUGUGUGUGUGUGUGUGUGUGUGUGUGUGUGUGUGUGUGUGUGUGUGUGUGUGUGUGUGUGUGUGUGUGUGUGUGCUGCUGUCCGCGUGUGUGUUAACAUAUACUUGCAUCUGUACUGUGCAUGGACUGUAUACUGUAUAUCUAUACAUGCAUCUAAGCUUAUCUUGCUUACUGUAUGUACUGUAUGCAUGUUUGACGAGGAGUGAGAAUGCGAUCACGUGAGCGAGUUUGAAUGUGCAUGUGACAUUGGACAUGAAAAGUGUACAGUUUUGUAAAAUGAGUUGACAAAGUGAUGGCUCACUGAGUUACAGUCGGUCACCGUGACGAGGAGGAAGUAGAACUGAAGUUUUAAUCACACCAUCUUCUUGAAGAGGAGUAGCCGUAAGGAACUCUCCAGUCUGCUACUGCAAACUGAAGUGAGAUCAGUCACAAAGAUGACAGGCCUCUUAACAGUGGCUUCAGAGUCGCUGCUGAAAUGACAGUCUGACCAGCAGACUCACGAAGGCUUCAGACACAGAGCCUCUUACUGUCAGCUCUGCCCAUCCAUUUGUCAGUGUUAUUCUCUUUUCAAUAUAUUGCGUAAGCUCUUUUUACUAUCAGUAUUCUAUUGAGCAGUGUGAAUAGUAUGGUGACUUUUUUUUUUAUUCUGUGUAUGCAUACUUGCUAUGUUCAUCUUAUGUGCCAAAGAAUUUCAUUUCAUAGCUCAUGUACUAAAACAUGUACCUCGUGCCACCUUUACAACCUUUGAUCCAGGUCAUAUGCAAUACAGGAAUAUGCUCAAGGGCUGUGACUGUUAAGACGAAGCAUGUAGUGGCCAAAAUCUGUGAUUUUUCUUUUUCCUUUAUUGACCCGUAAGUUCAGGUGACAUCAGUUCUUACUGACAUACCAGAGGUAAAAUACAUAAGGAAAAUGAAUUUUAUUUUUGUCAAACUGGAACAAAGAAAAGUUUUCUGACAUAUAAAUGGGAUAUCUCACA
Messenger RNA from Toxotes jaculatrix (banded archerfish), 2730 nucleotides. RefSeq lists its product as uncharacterized. Gene Ontology annotation, biological process: cell adhesion. Gene Ontology annotation, cellular component: membrane. The transcript has 8 exons. Bases 149 to 1090 code for a protein of 313 amino acids. Lineage: Eukaryota; Metazoa; Chordata; Actinopteri; Toxotidae. The record is from RefSeq and is a predicted model, not a curated record.